GUAAAGGCAUGUCUGCUCGGGAAUCGAGAAAAAUUCUGGUUUUUUUAUUGCAAUUGAAAAAGGAAAAUUUAAAGAAAAAUGUUUUUAAAAAAGUAAGUAUUAAGUUUAAGUAUGGAAUAUAAUUCGAAAAGUUGCUCCAAGUCGCACAAAAGUCACAAAGUCAACACCAAUUCACAGAAAUCUAAGCAAAAUUCAUUAAAAAGCCAUGAUUCUGGAUUAUCGCCUAGUGAGCCUAAUUACAACUCAGAAAACAGUGAAUAUUUGAUUCAAGCUUUAAAUAAAGACAUGAAUGACUUAAGAAUUCGACUGCAAAAGUCCGAAAUGGAAAAGGAGGAAUUUAAACACCAAAUAAGGAAGCUUUUCGAUGAGAAAGACAGCACUCAAAAGCAUCUUGAAGCAAUUAGUCAGGCACAUGAAAAUAGAAUUACUGAAAUGCACUGUAUCAUCGUUGAGCUUAAUAAGAAACUUAAAAUACAACAUGAUACAGCCAUUAUUGAGGAAACAGAACCCGAAGGAAGCGUUUCAGAGCUUAGCUUUCAAGAGGGUUCUGUGUAUAAUUCUGAAAUGGAAGCAGCAAAUUUCGAGCAACGUGAUGAGUCAGAUUUGGAACAACGGGACAGAAUAAUCAUGGAUAAAGGAUCUCAAAAUUACAAGCACUUUUUUGAGCUUCACAAUCAGGUUCAACAAGUGAAUCAACAACAUAAAUCUAGUCUGUUACCAACAACGAAUUUUUCAUCACAAGUUCAAUGUAUGCAAGAGGAAAUUCUUCAAUUGAGGGCUCAAGUCGCACUUUUACAAUCAGAACUAGCAUGUCGAGAAUAUACGUUUGAUAAAGUUAAAGUCACUGAUGAUAGAGACAGAAAGUAUGACAAUGAGUGGAAAAAUGAGGACGAAAAUGACAAGUCAAACUACACGAGUGAUGAUUUAUGUGAGACUGCUGACAUCUUUGAUGUCAUAAAGCAACAAGAAAGUCAGUCAAUAACUUCAUCAUUUCCUCCAGAUCAGUUACAAGAAUUUUCACAGUUGUCAAUAUCAAGAAUAGCAACAAAUCAAAUGCAAAUUAAUGAUAUUAAUGUACUUAAGGCAACGCAUAAUCAAUUAGUGGAAGCUCCAAUACCAAAGGUUGCAGAACGAGUUAAACUGAAGAGAACGACCGACGAUAAUUUUAUUUCAACUAACGAGUUAACAGACAAAGAUAUUUUUACUACUGAAGUUGCCGAACACUUAGUUUCGCAAUUUAUGCACCCAGAACGAGACGUAUCAACAAUCCAAGAUUUACAAAAUGAAGUAUUUCGUCUACAAAGACGCGUGGAACAUUUAAAGCUCCAAAACUCAGUAUUAGUAUUAACCCUAUCUGAAAGUAAACAGCACUGUGACCAUUUAUAUCUGCUUUGUGGAAAAUACGAAUCAAAUGCUGUCGCUUUACAGCAAGCUCUUAAUUGUAACGACCGUGCUAUUGAAGCUUAUGAUGUUAUGCUCGCAUUGCUUGAAAGCAAAUUGGCAAUCCAAGACGAUGUGGAGUUUGGAGAACAAAAUCGGAAGGCAGCUGAAAGUGUUGCUCACUCACUUUUAGAUCGUUUAAGGAAUGAAAAUAGUUUCUAUGGAAAAUCUACAGCACCUUGGCAAGAAGCGGUUAUAAUAAAUCCAGAGAAUGAAAAUACACCUUGGACAGAAGAGCAUGACAAAAUGCUUCGCAAUCAAGUGUCUAAAUUAAAGGGUCAAAGGGCUUUCAUUCAGAAUACAGUAGUUAUACUUGAAUCUCCUUUUAAUUUAAAUGAUGCUAUUAACACAAAGAUCGAACUAAGUCCGACCAAGUCACGAAGCCGUUCUCGACAAAAGAAUAUGGAUAUAGAACAAGCUUUAUUACUGCAAGAAUUGAUGAGUUUACGUGAAGAAUUAUGUGAUUUGAAAUUUCAAGCAGAACAAUCAGAGAAAGAAAAGCUUUCAGCACAUGAGAAAUUGAAAUCUUUACAAGCAGCACUAGUUCAACUUCAAAGUCAAUUGAAUGAAUCCGAAAACAAGCCAAGAGAUCGAAUAUCAUAUUCGGAAGCAGAAUAUAAUGCGAGCAUCGAGAGAGAACUUUUGGAAGCAUUAAGUAGAGAAUGUAGGUUGAAAGCACGACUCCAAGGAUUGGCUGGAUCGCUUGAAACGGCGACAAGAGGAACAGCUAUACACUCAAGUACAAAACAAAAUACAGUAUCUGAAUUGAAGCAAGCUAACUUGUCUUAAUUAAACCCGAGUAUAUAAUUCACUAGUGUGUAAAUAUCGAUAUUACUCAUAAUCAUCACCGUAAUAUUUUUAUAUGAUUUCAGAACGCGUAUAAAAAAAUGCCUUUUAAAAACAAACAUAUUGUAUAAUUAACAUAUUAUUGUGUUUCUGAUAACUUUAUCAAAAUUGCCAAAAUAAGUAACUUAAUGAAUAUAAAGUAUAUACUAAAUACAUAUUUUAC
Messenger RNA from Chironomus riparius, 2449 nucleotides. Lineage: Eukaryota; Metazoa; Arthropoda; Insecta; Diptera; Chironomidae. The record is from the annotation of a GenBank genome assembly.